GAGGAGAAGUCCCAAGGGGAAAAAAAAUGGCGUUGCAGUUGAAGAACCAUGCAUCCGGCUAUCCAAUUGCCUUGCCAUACGCCAUGUGGGGUUUCUCUCUCGCUUCCCCGGCCACCAUGUUACGUCACAUCCAUACCUGGACCUGGGCCAGCGCCCAGCGGCGUCGUCUCGCUCCCCGGUCCCCUCUUCUUCUUCUUGACCGCCAACGGCGCGCCGCUCUCUCUCGCUGCCUUUAAAGAGCCGGCCGGGCAAACAGCUCGAGGAGCAAAGCUCUCGUCGGUCGUGUCGUGGUGGCAGCGGUGUAGAGCUGCAGGCUGCAGCUGCAAGCAAUAGAGAUCGAGCCGAGAAGAGUGAUCCGGCGGGCCGGAGCUCCGUCGCUUCAUUGAUGAAUGCCGAAGCUAUAGCGGCCCUUGCUCGUUCCCAGGUUCGAAUUCGAUGCCCCGGUCGCCGCCCGGAUGGCACUCCCAACCCCGGUGGUAGCCGGCAUUGCGGCCGGCGCCGCCGCGCUGCUGCUGACCGCCGCCCUCGCCGUGGCGUGGUGGCUCGUGAGGCGGCGCCGUGACCGGAGCUCCGACACCGGCUCCUCGUCGGAGGCUCCUCCUCCCACGCUGGCGGAGUGGGGCCGGUGCGGCCGGACCUCGUCGGCGCCGGAGUUCCACGGCGCCAGGCAGUUCUCGCUGGAGGAGCUCGCGCACGCCACCCACAACUUCGCCGAGGCCAACCUGGUGGGCGCGGGCGGCUUCGGGCUGGUGUACAAGGGCCUGCUGCUCGACGGCACCGUCGUCGCCAUCAAGCGCCGCGCCGGCGCGCCGCGGCAGGACUUCUCCGACGAGAUUAGGAGGCUAUCGGAGAUCUGGCACCGCAACGUGGUGACGCUGAUCGGCUACUGCCAAGACGGCGGUCUACAGAUGCUGGUGUUCGAGUACCUGCCCAACGGCAGUGUCAGCGGCCACUUGUACGACACUGGCAAGGAGUCGAUGACAAGGCUGGAGUUCAAGCAGAGGUUGUCGAUAGCCAUUGGAGCAGCUAAAGGUCUGAAUCAUCUGCACAGCCUGGCGCCGCCGUUGAUCCACAGGGACUUCAAGACGAGCAACGUCCUCGUCGACGAGAACUUCAUCGCCAAGGUGUCCGACGCCGGGAUCGACAGGCUGCUGCGAGGCUUCAAUGGCGCUGCCACUCCGGCGGCGAACGGCGGUGUCUUCCAAGACCCAGAGGUACAUUCACUGGCGCAGCUUUCUGAAAGCAGCGACGUGUACAGCUUUGGUGUGUUCCUUCUGGAGCUGAUCACUGGCAGGGAAGCAGCGGGGCUGAUUCCGCCGGAAUCCAACGAUUCUUUCGCUCAAUUGAUGGAGGCGCGUUUCAGCUCGAACGAGCUGGUGGACCCGAGGCUGGGAGGGAGCUUCACCUCGGAGGGCAUGGCGGAGGUGGUGGGCCUGGCGUUCCACUGCCUGAGCACGUCGGCGAGGCGGCGGCCCAGGAUGCGGCUGGUGGCCGCGGAGCUGGACCGGAUCCUGGAGAAGGAGAUGACCCUCACCACCGUCAUGGGCGACGGCACCGCCAUCGUCACGCUCGGCAGCCAGCUCUUCACGUCCUGAUCAUCAGGUCGGGACCCGCUGGCAUCAUCAACCCAAGGAGCAAGCAUGGUCGCCGACGAUGUGGCCUUGCCGGAGAGCCGAGGCACGUAGUGCAAGCGAGCCGGCGCCCGGAUCCACCUGCUCUGUCUUCCAUGCCCGUUGCCCGGCACCCUGACCGGGGCCGUCCGCCGGGGUGAUCGCCGCUCGAAUCUUCAACCAACAGAGAACGAGCGCUGCUUCCUGCGUCCUGGGGAGCUGGACGACGCAACGCGACGCAAGCAGCUCGUGGCCGCUGAUUCUUUCACUCACUGCUCGUCCUCCGAGUCCGAUACAGGAAACUUCAGGAAACAACAACAAACGAACCUGUGUCUUGCAUUUUUUUCUUUUUUGAAGUCUUCAUGUUCAGAGUUCCGUUGGCUUUCAUGGAGCAGUUCAGCCAAAAUAUGUGUGUGUGUGUGUGUAUGUAAAAAUCCAUUUGACCCCAUCUAGAAUUGGAAGAUGGAAUAUACAAUUAGACUGGCUACGCAUGGCGAUUGAAAUGCAAGCCUUCAGGAAUCUAAA
This is a messenger RNA of Sorghum bicolor (sorghum), 2135 nucleotides long. RefSeq names its product receptor-like protein kinase ANXUR2. The record is from RefSeq and is a predicted model, not a curated record. Gene Ontology annotation, molecular function: protein kinase activity; ATP binding. The transcript has 8 exons. Lineage: Eukaryota; Viridiplantae; Streptophyta; Magnoliopsida; Poales; Poaceae. The coding region runs from base 456 to 1595 and encodes 379 amino acids. Gene Ontology annotation, biological process: protein phosphorylation.